Rotaria socialis is the source of this 1631-nucleotide messenger RNA. Lineage: Eukaryota; Metazoa; Rotifera; Eurotatoria; Philodinida; Philodinidae. The record is from the annotation of a GenBank genome assembly.
ACUUACACAUCUGCAAAAGCUAUUAACCACAAAAGGAGAAAGUUCACUUGUAUUGGUAAAUAGCGAAAUACAAAAUCAUGAAUAACAAAUAUAAUAGACGCUGGCAUUAUACACACCCACACCCAUAUCAGGCGUUUGUUUAUCGCUCAUAAAAAAAUCUUUCUUGUACGUUUAUUUUUCCGAAAUCAAUUUUUUUUUAUUUAUCUUCGUUUUAUACAUGAGAAGAUUUUUACUUAUCCUUAUUUUCCAAAAAAUAAAGAUGUUAUUUAUCUUUAUUAAAUUUGUUCUUUCAUAUAAAGCUCAAUAAAGAUAAAUAAACCAUUUCUUCAUUUAGCGUUCUCUUAUAAUCAAUGAAUAAUAUUCUUUUUUUAGUUUGUCUCUUCCUUAAAUUUCUUAUUGGUUUUCUUUGCAUAGAUUGACCGAUUAUUUUUACAUAGAUUUAGCAUGUUAAUUCAAUAGAAUAAUGAGAAAAUAUGUCUCGUCAAGAAUGAACAAAUAAAAAAAAACAGCACAUUAUUUCUAUUGUUUUCUAUAGUCAAAGUGUGCAAUCAAUAGAUAAGAAAUUUUCAUUUUCAUUUUUUACGUGAAAAAGUUGAAGAAUGAAGAGUAAUACACAUUUUAUGAUAGUAACCACGUUCAGUAUGGGAAUAACAUUUCUUCUGCAUUAUAAUCUACAAGAUACAAGAGCAAAUGGAUUCUUGUUCAAAAUAUAUUAAUCGAUACAACAUGUAAUGUACUUCGUCAUGCAUGUUGUUUUUGGAACAAUGGAAUAUGUAUGCUUGUUUUUAAAUAUCUAUUCUUAUUUUUAUAUUAUCGUUGUAGUUAGCGAGAAUUGCAAACGCUUUGGUAUUUCUAUUGACAAUUAUGAUCCAUUUUCAUUAGUUUUAAUAUUAAUCUUUGAAAUGAUAUGUAUAAAUUUACUUGAUAAAGAAAAAAUCACAUAUUCGAUUCGUUCAAUAACAUAUACAAUAAUCUAUGGUUUACUUGUGGCACGCUUUUGCGAUGCUUUUAAUUUAUCUUGUCCAUUAGAUAUAUUUACUGUAUAUUUUCUUAUUUGGCAAAUAAUGUUUAUCAUAACUGAAUGGGAAUCAAAUAAACUUCCGUUGAUUUCAUUGACUUUUUAUCGAGCAUGGUUGUGUAUAAUGCCAGCGUCUAUUAUAUUUGUUAUUCAUGAUUUUGUAUUUCGCUAUUUACCAAUACAAGUGAACUUUCUCCUUUUGUGGUUAAUAGCUUUUGCAGAUGUAAUCCGUUGUUUGCAUCCAAAAAACUCCAUAUACAGCACAAAGAUACUGAAUGAACUUUCGACCGAUGGUAAACCAUCUCUUAUUGGCUUCUACUACAGUUGGAAUUUUGAUGAUAAUGAAUCAGAUCAAUCAAAUAGUCGCGCAUGUUUAGGUCUUGGCGACUUUGCAAUAUUUAAUUUCAUGCUCUUAUUGAUAUUACCGCCUUUAUCAUCCGCGAGAACAAAAGUGUACAUAACUAUCGGUCAUAUUAUUGCUGUUCAAAUUGGUCAAGAACUAACGAAUCAUCUUGAAUGCAUGUAUAACCAAUGGGUACAGCCUGGGGUUCCUUUACCUGUAAUUGUUGUUUUAUUUUAUGCUAUCUUACUUAAUACUUUCAUAGAAUAUUAA